Molecule: messenger RNA, 931 nt
Organism: Sebastes umbrosus (honeycomb rockfish)
Lineage: Eukaryota; Metazoa; Chordata; Actinopteri; Perciformes; Sebastidae
Exons: 4
Coding region: 40-699 (219 amino acids)
Source: RefSeq, a predicted model, not a curated record
GUGAAGAAGCGAAACAACCAUGCAGUGAUAAAGGACAAAAUGGACAAGACUUUUUCACUACGAAGACAGGACGUUGUGGGAAAGGAAUCAGGAGUGGAAGAGAUGAAAGAGAGAUGGCCUGCAUUGUUCACAAUGGAUGAGGUCAAUGCUGAAUUCAUGAGGAUCACAACUGUUCCACUUCAACCGCGAUUCCUGGCUUCCUUGGACAAGCACCACAGCAAGCUGAUUGACAUCAUCAGAAACAAGGGAGGAGUUGUCAGGGAGAAGACCCGGAACAUACUGAAAGUUCUUGAUCAAAGCCUCGAGGUGAAUCAAAAAAGAGAGUGUCUGCUGAAGUGCCUUAUUCUGUACCUUGGGGAAGAUGUGGAUAAACUUAUCAAGGAGUAUCUGGUUGUGCAGAAGGAUGAAGCUGAAACCGAGCUUGAGAGGUGUACAAUGGCAGUGUUUGUCAUCAGGGAGGAGGAGGAUCCUCUCCAGCCACCACAUGACAUUGGGAUUGUUCUUGAAGGUGUGGAAGUCCUUAAUGAGUUGCCAUCGGUCGCACAUGCAUGUGCCAUGUUAUUUGGCUUCAUCUAUGCUCUAAACUUGAGCUAUCCAGGUGAGCUCAAAUACACUUUUGAUGCACUACAGAAAAUAUUCAUGGAGAUAGAGCCAAAGAAAAUGACACGCAAAGUGUGCAGUCUGAGUGUCAAGCUCUAAAUACUGGAUCAAUCAAGAAAGACAUUUGGAUACAGCAUGUUUUUUGUUCUGUUUUAUAGCUUGUAUUCAAAUACAUUCCAAGAUGAUGGAAGAGUUUCAUUGUUAAUUGUAAAUAAGAGAGAGAAACAGACUUUAAUUCAAAACUGGCUCCAGAGGAUGCAUUGCCAGCAAAAAAAAAGUGGAAAGGCCAACGACAUACCUAACAGAGACUGUCACUUUUAAGUGAUGUGAA